Messenger RNA from Vidua chalybeata, 1230 nucleotides. RefSeq names its product translational activator of cytochrome c oxidase 1. Bases 1 to 1215 code for a protein of 404 amino acids. Gene Ontology annotation, cellular component: mitochondrion. NCBI's taxonomy places the organism in Eukaryota, Metazoa, Chordata, Aves, Passeriformes, Viduidae. The transcript has 8 exons. The record is from RefSeq and is a predicted model, not a curated record.
AUGGCGGCGGCGGCGGCGGCGGCGGCGCUGGCCCUGCGGGCCCCGGCGCUGGCCCGGCCGCUCCGCGCCGCUCCCCGGGGCUACCUGGGCACCCCCCGGUGGCCACCGAGCCUCGGGGGGCUCCCGGUGGCCCCGGUGGCCCCGGCGGGCCCGGCGGGCCGGGCCAUGGCCGGCCACAACCGCUGGUCCAAGGUGCGCAACGUGAAGGGCCCGCGGGACGCGGAGCGGAGCCGGCUGUGGCAGAAAAUGGCGCGGAUGCUGAGGGCGGCGGCCAGAGAGGGCGGCCCGGAGCCGUCGCUGAACCCCGAGCUGGCCGCGGUGGUGGCCCAGUGCCGGUCACUCAACGUGCCCAAGGCCACCAUCGAGGGAGCCCUGCGGUCAGCACGGGUGAUGACCACUGCCCACCCCGAGCUGGCCGCGGUGGUGGCCCAGUGCCGGUCACUCAACGUGCCCAAGGCCACCAUCGAGGGAGCCCUGCGGUCAGCACGGCUGGCCGCGGUGGUGGCCCAGUGCCGGUCACUCAACGUGCCCAAGGCCACCAUCGAGGGAGCCCUGCGGUCAGCACGGGUGAUGACCACUGCCCACCCCGAGCUGGCCGCGGUGGUGGCCCAGUGCCGGUCACUCAACGUGCCCAAGGCCACCAUCGAGGGAGCCCUGCGGUCAGCACGGGAGCGUCCGGCCGGGGGGUCGCAGGUGCUGCUGACCGCUCGGGGCCCGGGGGGGUCACUGCUCCUGCUGGACGUCCGCACGGACAACGUCCGGCGCAGCCAGGCCGAGCUCCGGACACUGCUCGGCCGCUACGGGGCCUCGCUGACCGGUGACGUCCGGCACGCCUUCGAGGCCGUGGGCGUGGUCCGAGUGUCCGGCCGGACGUUGGCCAUGGAGGCCGCGCUGGAGCUGGCCGCAGCGGCCGGAGCCCAGGACGUGGUGGCCGAGGACGAGGCCGAGCUCAAGUUCCUGUGUGACCCCUCGGCCCUGGGCACCGUCCGGCAGCACCUGGUGGCCGCAGGGCUCCGGCCGCUCUCGGCCGCCGUCGAGUUCGUGCCGCGCUCGGCGCUGGCCUUGCCGGACGGUCCGAGGGCCGAGGCCGAGCGGCUACUCCGGGCUCUGGCCGAGUGGCCGGACGUCGUCCGGCUCUUCCACAACAUCCAGGACGGGCCGGCGGUCACUCCGGGCGGUCACUCGGCUCCGGCCGCGCCGCCCGGCGCUCAAUAAAGGUGUGAGACGUGG